Molecule: messenger RNA, 1910 nt
Organism: Archocentrus centrarchus (flier cichlid)
Lineage: Eukaryota; Metazoa; Chordata; Actinopteri; Cichliformes; Cichlidae
Product: sodium- and chloride-dependent GABA transporter 2-like
Exons: 15
Coding region: 75-1910 (611 amino acids)
Biological process (GO): amino acid transport; nitrogen compound transport; sodium ion transmembrane transport
Cellular component (GO): cell projection; plasma membrane
Molecular function (GO): gamma-aminobutyric acid:sodium:chloride symporter activity
Source: RefSeq, a predicted model, not a curated record
GCUGCAGAUAAACCUCCAGAUUCAGCUUCAAGCUUGACGCAAGAGCUCCACACAGUUAACUAAGCAACACGGCAAUGAGCGCAGACUCUGUCAAAGCUGGCGUCCCCAAUGGCACCAGCCAUGCCAGUGAUUUGAUGCUGCCCUCUGAAGUGAAGAUGGAGGAGAGGGGUCAGUGGAGCAACAAGUUGGAGUUUGUCCUGUCAGUCGCCGGCUCCAUCAUCGGCCUGGGCAACAUGUGGCGGUUCCCUUAUCUCUGCUACAAGAAUGGGGGAGGUGCAUUCCUCAUCCCUUACCUGAUCUUCCUGUUUACUUGUGGUGUUCCUGUCUUUCUCCUGGAGGUAGCGCUGGGUCAGUACACCAGCGAGGGAGGCAUUACCUGCUGGAGAAAAAUCAGUCCUUUGUUUGAAGGUCUUGGCUAUGGCACCCAGGUGAUAGUGACUCUGCUGAACUUCUACUACAUCAUCGUUCUGGCCUGGGGGAUUUUCUAUCUGUCUUUCUCUUUCUCUUGGGACCUGCCUUGGUCUUCCUGCAACAAUACAUGGAACACAGAAAACUGUGUGGAGUUUCAGAGAAGAAACACCUCAACUAACCAGUCAAUCAACCUAAAUACCACCUCUCCUGUCAUCGAGUUCUGGGAGAGAAGAGCACUAAGGAUUUCCCCGGGCAUUGACCAAAUGGGGUCUCUGAACUGGGACCUGUCCCUGUGUCUGUUCAUCGCUUGGGUCAUGUGCUACUUCUGCAUCUGGAAGGGGGUGAAAUCCACUGGAAAGGUGGUCUACUUCACUGCGACCUUCCCCUAUGUGAUGCUGAUUGUGCUCUUAAUCAGAGGACUCACCCUGCCAGGUGCUGGAAUCGGGAUUCAGUUCUACCUUUACCCUGAUUUGGGGCGAUUGGCAGACCCACAGGUGUGGAUGGAUGCUGGCACACAGAUCUUCUUCUCCUAUGCCAUCUGUCUGGGGUCGCUGACCGCUCUGGGCAGCUACAAUAAAUAUAAUAAUAACUGCUAUAGAGACUGCCUGGCACUGUGCUUUCUGAACAGUGGCACCAGUUUUGUGGCAGGCUUUGCAAUCUUCUCCAUCUUGGGUUUCAUGUCUUAUGAGCAGAAUGUCCCCAUCUCUGAAGUGGCAGAAUCUGGCCCUGGCCUGGCAUUCAUAGCUUACCCGCGUGCUGUGUCCAUGAUGCCCUUGUCUCCUUUGUGGGCGGCCCUCUUCUUCAUCAUGAUUGUUUUUCUGGGGCUGGACAGCCAGUUCGUGUGCGUCGAGAGCCUCGUGACGGCCAUCGUCGACAUGUACCCAGCCGUGUUCCGUCGAAAGAACCGCCGGGAGCUCUUCCUGUUAGUGGUGGUCCUGGUCUCCUUCCUCAUGGGCCUCGUCAUGCUGAUGGAGGGAGGCAUGUAUGUUUUCCAGCUCUUUGAUUACUACGCAGCCAGUGGCAUGUGUCUUCUCUUCAUGUCCAUCUUUGAGACAGUUUGCAUUGCGUGGGUCUAUGGAGCGGAUCGCUUUUACGAUAACAUUGAGGAUAUGAUUGGCUACCGGCCAGGACCUUAUAUCAAGUACUGUUGGUUGUUCUUCACCCCAGCCACGUGCGUUGGCACCUUUGCAUUCUCCCUCAUUAAAUACACUCCUUUGAAGUACAACAAUGAGUAUGUGUACCCGUGGUGGGGGUAUGUCAUCGGCUGGCUGCUCGCUCUCUCCUCUAUGGUCUGCAUUCCACUUUGGAUGGUUUAUAAGAUCAGCACCACUCAGGGGACACUCAAAGAGCGCAUCCAGUUGCUUAUCAGACCAUCUGAUGAUUUACCUAAAACCAAGAGGGAGCAGGAUAGGUUACUGGCCAUCUUUGCUCCGGAGGUAGAUGCCACCAAGAAUACAAAUGGCUACUUCCCCGUCUCAGAGGCAGACUCCAACUUAUGA